Molecule: messenger RNA, 1569 nt
Organism: Colletotrichum phormii
Lineage: Eukaryota; Fungi; Ascomycota; Sordariomycetes; Glomerellales; Glomerellaceae
Exons: 3
Coding region: 1-1569 (522 amino acids)
Source: RefSeq, a predicted model, not a curated record
AUGACGAGCGAAAAGCAGCAGCAGCAGCAUCUGCAGCAACCACAAGCACCAGACCUAUCCAAGCACCCCAAACUAACACGAGAACAAGCCGGCCACCUCCGCCACUUCCACAACCUCCUCGCGACCAUGGCCUACGCAGCGGGGCUUGCGCACUACCACCACCAACCGGCCCUCCGCAGCGUCUACAAGAAGCUCAUGCGCCAGACGAUCCACAAGAUGCUCCUGCGCGCCGUGUGGGCGUACUGGUUUAACACGAGCAUGGCGGGUAUCGCGACGGAUCCGGAUCUCAAAGAGCUUAGGAAGCCGUGGGCUGAUCCUGUUGUGAGGGAGAAUAUCAUGUAUAGCGGGCAUUUGCUGAUGAUGGUGGCGUUGUAUGGGAUGUUGUUUGAUGAUGAUGAGUUUGAGAGGCCUGGGUCGUUGGAGUUUUUGUGGAAUCCGCUGUUUUUUGGGAUGGGGCCGGAGAAGUUCUCGUAUGAUGCGGGAAGUUUGCAGGGUGCUAUUCUCAAGGAGAUGGAGGGGAACGGGUGGAUUGGGGUCUGUUGUGAGCCGAAUAUGGUGUUUGUUGUUUGCAACCAGUUUCCUUUGAUCGGAAUGCGUCUUCGGGACGCUCGUCUGGGUACUUCGGUCGUGGACGACGUUCUGGAGAAGUACAAAGCAGCAUGGGACAAGAAAGGGCUCGUCGGCUCCGACGGCCUGCUGCCGGACGCGUGGAUGGUCAGACAGGACUUCACCGUCCGACCCAAAGAUCCCGCGUGGACGGCAUGGGGCUCGGCUUUCAUGUACUCGUGGAACGGGUCCCUCGUGAGGGCUCACUACGGCGACCAGGCUCUCGGGUACGUCACCAACACGGGAGAAGGUGAAAUAUGCCUUAAUCCGCCUGCUGUCGGCAACGAGUUCAGGAAGCUGGUUAAGGAGGACGGCGCGGCUCCGGACUCGCAAGAAACGCUCCAACGGGCGGUGCUGAUCGCAAAGGAGGCCGAGGCAGGUAAGAAGUGGGGCUUUCCGUACACCAAGCCCAUGUUUGGGUAUACCGUCCAGUGGCUCUCGGAGCUGGGUAAGGAGGCCGAGUUGACGGCGUUGCUCGACUACGCGGAUAAGAAGCUGGGGCCUAAGUGGGAGCGAGGCGGGCUGUAUUAUCCCCGUAAUGACGAGCCUUUUGACGAGGAGAUGAGGUGGACGCACAUGGACCCCUUUUCCGGCAAUGCGGCGAUCGGGUACGCGAGGUUGAAUGUCGAGGACGGGCAGAAAAUCAUUGGGGAGCGACCUUGGACUGCGGAGGAUGUCUUAGCGCGGCCGUUUGUUGAUGGGGUUACGUUGGCUGAUGGUGUUGACUUCUUGCGUGGGGAUUGGAGUGAGGAGGAGAAGAUGUUGGUGCUUACUGUGCGGUCGUGGGACGGCUCGACGAGGACGACCAGGCCUGCUCUUAGGAAUCUGGGGCCUGGGACGUGGAAUGUAUUUGUUGACGGGCAGCUGAGGUUGUCACGUACACUUUCAGCGGGAGAAGAUAUUGCUUUGGAGGUCCAAGUUGGGCAUCGGGAUCUUGAUAUCGUCGCUGUCAAGCAACUUUGA